Messenger RNA from Solanum lycopersicum (tomato), 2530 nucleotides. The record is from RefSeq and is a predicted model, not a curated record. NCBI's taxonomy places the organism in Eukaryota, Viridiplantae, Streptophyta, Magnoliopsida, Solanales, Solanaceae.
GUAGGUACGGUUCAUCGACAGAAUCAGGACCGUUAGUUCGCCAGUUGAAGUUAGAAAAUUAACACGACGAGAGGCCGUGACGGACCGGCGAGAGAGCUGCCGGAGCAGACAGUAAGGUUUGAAAUGUACAAAUAUAAAAUGGACCCUUUGUUACCUGAGAUGAACCUCUACGGUAAUUACUCAUAUCUGGAUUCGGGAUUUAACGAUCCCUCUUUCAUCGAAUCCCUUUCGCUUUCUCACACUUCGUCAAUCGUCAACGAUGAUUUGCUACCGGAGAUGAUUUCUUCAUCGGCUGACAAAGCUAGCAAAGGUCGAAAGAGUCCACCAAAGCACCGGCACGACGGGACCUCGCCGCUUCCUUUAGGGAUGGAUUGGAGUCCUUCCCCUCGCGUAUGGGAUGGACAUGAUACCAUUUGGCCACAUGAUUCUCAUACAGGAUGGAUUUACUGUGCCACUAUUCCUUCUUGGACUAUCUCUUUACGCCCCAGAGGUUCAGCUACUGUAGUGUUUUAUAGGGUUCAAAUUGGUUUACGAUCACCUGAUGGGUUCACAACCACGCGAGAGAUACUACGAAGAUUUAGUGAUUUCUUAAAGCUAUCUUCAAAGCUGAAGAAAGAAUUUCCAAAGAAAAAGUUGCCCCCUGCUCCUUCAAAGGAACUUCUGAGAAUGCAAAGCCAUGAACUUUUGGAAGAACGUAGGUGUUUAUUGGAGGAUUGGAUGAUGAAAGUAUUGUCUGACAUCGAGUUAUCAAGAAGUGCCUCCAUAGGGAUCUUUCUUGAACUUGAAGCAGCUGCAAGGUCAUCAUUCUAUGAAUUGAAUCAGAACGUUGCAGAUGUGCAUUCAUCCAUCAGUGUAGCUCCAUCUAUUCAAUUCUUAAAUAGUUCAGAUGUUUCUUUACUUGCUGGUUCAUCAUCAAUUGCUUCUGAUUGCGGCAAUGAUUCUGCUUAUGGAACCCCUGAGCUGGGAUCUCCAAUGGAGGGCAUGAGCCAGUUCCAUGAACGUGACAAUGCAGCAAUUUACCAGGGCUUCACCCAUUCAGAGGAAGUAAUUUCUGAGGAUGCCGGGAUGAAACAUCGUGACAGCAAGCCAAUGAAGGAUUCUGAACAAGGGAACCAGGAAAAUCAUUUGAAAAUGCCCUCCACAGGAAGUGAGAUUGAUGUUUCCACCAAGAGAGUCACAGAAAGUGUUCAUGUCAAAUGGACUCUUGAACCUGAUAUUUCUACUGAAUUAAUCUCGGACAUUUCAAAUUUGUUGAAGCUUGAACCAUUGAGGAACACCUCACAAGACCAUGCUGAAGGUGCUGAUUUACAAGUUGUUAUUCAAUUGGAUGGACAAAACAAAUUGAAUAGAAUUCUCAGUACUAUGCAACUGAGGCUGGCCACAGCAAAAACUGACAUUGAGGAUCUCCUGUCGAGAUUAAAUCAAGAGCUUACUGUGAAACAGUACCUUGCCACAAAGGUCAAAGAUUUGGAAAUUGAGCUUGAUUCCCUAAAACAGAGUGGCCAAGAGAACCUGCAGCAAGCAGUUCUAACUGAGAAGGAAAAAUUUACUGAAAUGCAAUGGGAUAUGGAGGAACUUAGAAGAAAGUGUGUGGAGAUGGAAUUGAAGCUGGCGGCUGAACAGGCUGACAAGAUUCGGAUGGAAUCAACUCAAAGAAUCAUAGUACAAGAGAAUGAAAGACUGUACCAAGAAUUGGAUGCUGCUCAACAGCAGAACAAUAGCUUGCAGAAACUCCAUUUGGAGUUGGAGUCGAAGUCCAACACAGAUGUCAAACUUUUAGUCAAGGAGGUUAAAUCUUUACGAAGUUCCCACUCAGAACUCAAGCAGGAGCUCAGCAACUUGGCUAAAUAGAAGGCAGAAGUUGAAAUGAUUUUACGGGAGGAAAGGCAAACUAGGGAACAUGCUACCGCUGCAAAUAUUAAGCUGCUGCAUGAGUAUGAAAUUCUUCGCAGUAGACUGGAGGAAUGCAGUGUCAGUUUUCUCAUCGAGGAAGAAAAUAAACUGGUUCUGAAUGCUUCUAUCCCUUCGGAUGCCAUUGAUAUGCUGUCAACAUCUGAUGAUCGAAUAGGUCUACUUCUUGCAGAGGCCCAGAUCCUAGCACAAGAUGUUGAAACUACUGUUGCUGGUGGAAAUCUUGAUGGAGAAUAUUCAUGCACAACAGUGGAUGAAUUGAGGAAACAACUAGCUGAUGUGUAUGUUGACAAUGCCAAAUUGAGGAAACAGAUGAAUUCUGUCAUUCGUUAUGCACUACAAACAGCUAGUAGGUCAAAGGACAAUGAGGAAGAGAACCCUUCUACAAAGACAGCUCUUACGAAGUCUUUAGAUGGAUGAUUUAUAAAACACAAAACGCGUAUUUAUAAUAACACGGGGAAGCUUGUAUAGUAUUUCCUCCUUACUCUUAUUACUCUCAGAUGGCCUUGUAGUUUAUGUACGUGUCUUAUUUCAUCUCCAUUAUGUAAUAGUAGUGACAAAUUGGAAAAUUGUCAUUGAAGAUUAAGUUUGAAAUAAAGCUUUCCAUUGUACUGCUAUA